UGUCGAUCAGAUCUCAGAUCUGACGGGAAUAUAUGGUAAUUUUCAUGUCACCAAACACGCUUCCACAACGAACAAUCACAAUUGAGACAUCCUUAUGACCGGUGCUAGAGUCCGGAGGUCUACACCGACAGAACCUCAAGCUUAUCGACUGUUCAAAGGCAUAUGGCGCCAUCAGCCUGUGCUCUCCACUUUCUCGCUAAUCACUCCAUCAAUGGGAAAAGGACGAUCUGAUGCACGAAUGCUUCUCACUACCAUUUGCGGUGAUCUGAUUGAGAUUUGGGGUCGGCAAGGUGAGUGACAGGUCUGUAACACCAGCACAUGACUGAUUAGACAGUGGUAAAGCCUUUAGCCUGCCUCCACGCAGAUAGACCAAGGAAGAGAGAAUAUAUUAUCCGG
Messenger RNA from Aureobasidium subglaciale EXF-2481, 396 nucleotides. RefSeq lists its product as uncharacterized. The coding region runs from base 95 to 298 and encodes 67 amino acids. NCBI's taxonomy places the organism in Eukaryota, Fungi, Ascomycota, Dothideomycetes, Dothideales, Saccotheciaceae. The transcript has a single exon. The record is from RefSeq and is a predicted model, not a curated record.